Molecule: messenger RNA, 1476 nt
Organism: Schistosoma turkestanicum
Lineage: Eukaryota; Metazoa; Platyhelminthes; Trematoda; Strigeidida; Schistosomatidae
Source: the annotation of a GenBank genome assembly
GUGCGCUAAGCGCGCCGAGAUUGUGUAGCGCGGUGUACGCGUUUGUCAUGUGUGCUUAUUAUAAUCCCGGAUAUCAUUCAAGCUACCCAGAAACUCCUUAUUACCCUAAUUUCCAGCCCAACAAUCAGGAAUAUAUUCCUGCUGCUCCACGAACAAAUGGUAAUACAGCUGUGUCUUUCGUCCAAAAUCAAUUUAUUCCUGACUUGGCUGUCCGUUAUGGGUCAGCUAUGUUUGAUGAAGGUGCAAACUUCGUUCAAAAGAAUGUUGACCAAUACGUUAAUCGAUUUCGCGUGAAAUACUACUUUUCUGUGAAUAAUUCAUACGUUGCCAAAAAAAUUGGACUGAUAUUGUUUCCGUUUGCUCACACAAGAUGGGGUGUGAAUUAUGACUCUGCAGGACCUGUGCCUCCAGGUGAUGAUAUAAAUGCUCCUGAUUUGUAUAUUCCUUUAAUGGCUUCAAUUACAUACAUACUUUUGAGUGGUGUUAUAUUUGGUUUCCAAGGUCGCUUUUCACCAGAAUAUCUUGGGAUUUUAUCAAGUGAAGCUUUUGGCUGGUUGUUACUUGAAGUUUUAUUAUCCCUUUUUGCAAUCUAUAUCCUUAAUAUCCAGAACAAUAUUUCUUAUUUAGAUAUAGUUGCCUAUUGUGGUUAUAAAUUUGUCAGCAUGAUAGUCGUGUUAGUUAGUUAUAUUGGUUUGGACCGACCAGGCUACUAUUUCAGUUUACUGUAUGCUAGUUUAGCAUUGGCAUUUUUCCUCAUAAGAAGUCUUAAACUGAAAAUUCUUCCACAUGUUGAAGCAUAUCCAUCCGAAAGUAAUAAACGUCGAUUAUAUUUACUACUUCUGAUUGCAUUAAUUCAACCAUUCAUGAUGUGGUGGCUGACACGUCGUGUUAUCUUGUAAAAGGAGACAUGAAAAAAAAAUAAACUGCGCUGCUUCCAUAACAUAACUACACACUUGAUAAAAAAUCUGUGUAUAAAUAUAAAGUUUCUGUAUUUAUUGUUUAAAUCAUAUUCUCUCACUCUUGUUAUUUUAAUAUUUUAAAUAUUUAUAGUUGUUGUUUAUUCAAGGUGAGAAAUUUCUUUUCUUUUUUUUCCAACUAACCAAUUAUCAUUACUCUUAGAAAACUAAUGAAAAAAAAAUAUUGUAAAAGAUUAAUUAUUAUUAUUAUUAUUAUUUCUAUUUGAGAUAAUUUUAAUGAUGCAAUUUUGCAUGUCAGCAUUUUUUGUUGUUGUUGGUAAUGCUGCGGUUUUGUGUGUACACAUCUGGGUGUUGGUUCAUUCAAUAAUGUAAGAGAAUGAGUUCUUGUGUGUAUGUAAUAUAUACUAUGUUUUCCGGAUUCAAUAAUUUGCUGCCCAUAUUGUUUAUUUCUGCUGCAUACAUCAUUAUAAAUAAUAAGGAAAAAUAUAGAUUAGUGGUGUUUUUUUUUUCAAUCAACUUUCUUUUAAGAAAAUAGUUGAAUAAACAUUUUCCUUGAAUU